Messenger RNA from Cladophialophora psammophila CBS 110553, 597 nucleotides. RefSeq lists its product as uncharacterized. The record is from RefSeq and is a predicted model, not a curated record. The transcript is spliced from 2 exons. Lineage: Eukaryota; Fungi; Ascomycota; Eurotiomycetes; Chaetothyriales; Herpotrichiellaceae. The coding region runs from base 1 to 597 and encodes 198 amino acids.
AUGACGGUUGAUACCAAGGAGACAGACCAGACGCCACGAUGGCGCCUGUUGCCACAGAUCAUUGAUGACCUUGCCAGAGAUGUCCCGGCCCAGAUCAUCACGUCCAUUCCCAAGACGGACGAAGUUGAGGACGGUUUCGUUGAUUUCUUGGACAAGACUCUCGGGAAGGGCAAGAACUUCGAGACAUUGACCUACGUAGGACCUAGCGAUCUGCGAUAUCCCAUCCUCGCUCUCGCUGCAAACAAGGCUGGUUACAAGAUGUUCUGGACAUCGCCCCGGAACAGCCUAGAAGCGCACUGUCAGCUUGUCGAGGCAUCGCAAUCGACAAUCUUCCUCACACUGGCCUAUGUAGCCCCAAGCAUCCAUGCAAUCAUCGACAAGAUGAAGAUGCGGCAGAUUGUGAUUCCAGAGCUGGCAGAUUGGUUAGAAUCAAAGCAGAAGCCGGUCUACUAUCCUUUCACAAGGACGUACGAAGAGUCCUACCUCGACCCCUGCAUGAUUAUCCAUACUUCUGGCUCUACACCUACACAGUUUGUCUUCUUAUCAAGACUCGACGCCAGCGCUGACUUAUUUGUGCAGGAAUUCCCAAACCCAUAG